Molecule: messenger RNA, 2830 nt
Organism: Tachysurus vachellii
Lineage: Eukaryota; Metazoa; Chordata; Actinopteri; Siluriformes; Bagridae
Gene: rassf9
Product: Ras association domain family member 9
Exons: 2
Coding region: 256-1572 (438 amino acids)
Biological process (GO): signal transduction
Source: RefSeq, a predicted model, not a curated record
AAUAGAGUAAAACUCUUCACUCUUUUGGUUGAUGGUGUUUGUUUCUUUGUAGUAGGGAUAGUGUGGGGAUUUGAGACGUAGACCAGCUCCCUCCUCGUUGUGGGACGGCUCAUUGACACAGUAUUUUCACUGUGUUCACAAGUUGGGGAAGUUUUCCGUCAGUAAGGAGCCUGCGCUCUGCUGUGCGCUCUGCUGUGCGCUUGUGCGCUGGACACGCGCGAUGUCUCAGAACUGACGGCUUUACACUCGGUCACAAUGGCGCCGUUUGGGAAAAACUUUCUGAAAGCGCGACUGAAAAGCAAGUCUAAAGAAACAGAGGAGACACCAGCAAAAGAAAUUCAAGUUUUAGUAGGCAAAGAGGAGAAAGUUGUUUCUGGUGUCACUAAGCAUACAACCUGUGCUGAUCUGGUGCAGGCUCUACUGAAGGACCAUAAGACCAUACCAGAAAGUAAAAGAGUCCUACAUGGAGAGCCAAAAGAGUUCUGUCUUCUGGAGAGGUGGAAAGGCUUUGAAAGGGCUCUGCCUCCCCUCACACGUAUCCUCCGCUUGUGGAAUGCAUGGGGUGAUGAGAGACCCUUCAUACAGUUUGUCUUAGUGAAGACUAGUGAGUUUGUACCCAAAAGGUCUUCAAAGUGUAAGGGGAUCAGGUCUAAAAGAUGGGAGCAGGGUCCAUCGCAGUAUGCCAGGAACGUUCCUGUGGAGCGGCAGAAACGCAUGGUGAAGAAGGCCUUUCGCAAACUGGAGAAAAUGCAGAGGGCAGGAAGUUCAGAUGGUUCAGAGGAAAUUGACAAAAUGGUACAACUUGUCAUUUCCCAGGAUUACACCAUCCGGCAGCAGCUUAACAAGAUACGGGAACUGGACCUGGAGCUCCAGCUUGUGGAUCAGCAGCUAAAAGAAAGCUCUCUCCAUGAUUCCAAGAUCACUGAGAGAGCCAGCAGCCCAAUGCUUUCCUUGUCUAUAUUCCAGUGCGAGGACCAACUGCAGGAAUAUCUGUAUACUAGUGAUGGUAUUGCACAACUGGAUCAACAGGUGCUCAGACAUAAGGAACUCAUCGAUGAGCUUUCUAGAGAUAUUGACCUGGAACUGAGGAAAGCUGUUUGCACAUUGGACUCUGAGGAACUUGAGGGGGCAACAGCUGUAAAUCCUGCUUUGGAGUUUGACUCCAUCUACGCCCUGUCUUCUGCAGAAUCUUUAGAGAUGGAUACCUUGCAAAGUGAGUUGGAGGCAAGUAUGAGAGCAGGAAUUUCCCUCCACACACAGACACAGGACCUUGAAAAGGAGCUUCAGCAGAACACAACAUUGCUGCAGUCCAGGAACCAGGAGUACCAGCACCUUAUUGCCCAGCUGACUGCAUUGCAGCUGGAGGAUUGUGCUGAGCCACCUAACUCUGCUUACCUGAAGACCACAGCCUGGCCUGGUGCCUCUCAGAAGACCACAGUGACACUUAGACAGAAGCUUUCACCUAGUGAUGUGACAGACACAGACUCAGACACUGGAAUAAGCUCCACUCAUAGUCAGGACUCUCUGUCUCCUUGCGUGGACAGUCUGCCCCCAUUGGACACUGAUGUCUAAAUGAUGGACAAGCAAAUAUACAGUACAUUGCCCACUUUAUCAGCUGGACUUGAUGAAUAGGUGGUCCCGAGGAGGCUCUUCAUAAUUAGGCUCUUUCCUGCAAGCUCUUUAUAAUCAGGGUCUUGUUCAAACAACAGAAGUGAUUAAAAUUGUAAUGCGUUAAUAUCAAUAAUUAUGCGCUCAAAUAGUCUAGCUAUCAAACAGGCACCCUUUAUAGACAUAAAAUCUCUAUGUCUAUGUGUUAUCUAUGUUAUCUAUGUGCUGUCUAUGUUAUAGAUCUAUGUGUUAACUUGUAUAUAAUUUAUUAUUUUCUCUUGGCUUGGUCUGAUCUCAUGUGCGUAUGAACAGAGAACUUUUCUAAGAUCUUGCUCAUACAGGACAAAGCUUUGUGUGACACCUUAAGAAGACUGGGCAUGAUGUAAGUGAUAUAAGCCACACUAUACACUGUAUGGCCACAUGCUUGUGGACACCUGACUGUCACACCCAUAUGUGGUUCUUCCACAACAUUUGAAGCACACAAUUAUAUAAGAUGUCUUUGUAUGCUGUUCCAUUACAAUCUCACCUUCACUGGAACUAAGGGUUCCAUUUCAAAUGUUCCAUUUAAACAAAAUGCUAAUUUUUCAUAGUUCUGUCUAUUUUGUAUAUAUCUUAUUUAUAAAGAAUGUAAGUAUUUAAGGUAUAGAUGUAAAACAUUUUAAAUAAAAUAAGCUAAUAAUUAAAAGUAUAAUUGUUUUAUAUUAAAACAUACCACAGAAUUUGUAUUUGUCUUAAACUUUCAAAAAUUGGUGGUUGAUUCACUGUAUAAACGUUUCUACAUCAUGUAGCCUGAUUCAUAAAGCUAUGAUAUGAACUAAUACUUAUUUGUACAGUAGACAACGUGAAAACAUGUAAUUUUAUUUAUUACAUAAAUGGGCUUAUUUUGAUCACCCAAUAUUUCACUGAUUCAUUAUGUAUUUUUACAUCGAUGAGGUUAAAUUUAUGUACCUGUCAAAUUACCAGUAAACAUCUUGGUGGAUGACCCCCCUUUCAUAAGCUUACACUUUUUUUCCCAAUAAAAUCACACAGUAAAAUUGUGUAAAUCUUCCUUUUUAGAAUAGGCACUAUACUGUAUCAUCACAGCCUCUGUGGAAACAAAACAGCACAUGCCGCAGGAAUGCAGCUUGACUCGGGUGUAAUGAUGGGGUAAGAGAGGAAUUCUAAUAGAAUCCCCACUGUACACCUCUUCAGUCCCGGCCAGGAAAGAGAUAUUCGAGCUGUU